GAAGAGAGAAAGCAUAUGGGAUCAAUCUGGAAGAAGAUCAGGCAGCUGACCGAGGGCAAAAUGCUGUGGUUCAGCAGCACUCACACCAAGUGUCUGCCGGAUGCAGGGGGCAUCAACUUCUCUGAGAUGAGCGGCGGCGUGACGCGGACGGCGGAAAGCGGAGGCGAGAGCAACGGAACUAACGACCGAUACGGGCAGCUUAGACUCAAUCUGCAAGAUCAGGGUGAGUCAGGCUACACCCCUGAGCGGCACAGCAACAAGGAGAGCAGCAUAGCAGUAGUGCUGCCACAAAAACCAGAAGAGGAGGAAGAAACACUUGAACUCAUCGCUCCCACAGAAGAAAAAGUUGAAGUCAUCAAGGUUUACCUUGAAACCCGCAGAGAGACAGCUGAGAGUGUCAGGAUGCUAACGGAUGAAGUGUCGCAGAUUCAAGAGGUGAGGUACUGUCUGAAGAGUCUGAGAGAGCAGAUGGCCGCCAGGCAGAAUAGUAAACACAACAAGUAUCCAGCCAAUGGCUUCAGAGUCAACAUGCCCAGCGGCCAACCAGCUGUCUCCAAUGGCAACACUGUUCUCAUUGAGUCAGAUGCUCAUGACGCAGAUAAUCAGGAGGACGGUGUAAAGCUCAGGGAGGCGACCAAGCAUCUUUAUGCGCAGCUGAAGGAGAUGGAGAGGAGGCAUCAGGAGGAGAGAGAGAGACUGCAGGCGGAGUCCAAUGAAUACUGCACUCGUCUGAUUGAGCAGUCGGAGAGGCUGCAGAGGGCAGAGGAGCAGUCGGAGGAGAGAGGUCAGCAGGUGGAGGAGCUGCAGAGGCUGCUGGCAAGCAUGGAGCUCGAGAGCGGCAUCCUCAAAGACAAGAUGGCGGCAGGGGAGGCAGAGCUGCUGCAGCUUAAAGCAGGCAGCGAGAAAGAGCAGAGGUGUGUAGAGCUGGAGAAGGAGGUGGCAAUUCUGAAGGAAAAGAUUCAUCACCUUGACGACAUGUUAAAGAGUCAACAGAGGAAGGUCCGCCACAUGAUCGAACAGCUGCAGAACUCCCGGACUAUCAUCCAAGAGAGAGAUCGAGUCAUCGGGGAUCUGGAGGAGAAGGUCGCUUUCCUGGAAGCUGAGAACAGGGAGAUGCAUGACCACAUGGAGUACUUCCUGACAGGCCAGAAUCCUCCACCCCCGACGUCCACUGAGAAUAAGCCAGAGGUUGUUUACAGUAAACCACUCACACCAGCAGCACAGACCAACAAGGUUCUCCCGUUCAUCAAAGUCAUUGAGAUCAAGUCCUGAAUGGAGAGUCAACCAAACAAAUGAUGAGAAGUAAAAAAAAAAAAAAAAACUGUAAAUAUAUAUUUAACCACCUGCCUGUAUACAAAACACAGGUCUGCAGUGAUUUAUAGUUACUUUUGAGAAUAUGCUCUGCAACCCUUUACAGGCUUUCUCAGUUUCAAACAGAAUCUAAACAGGUAAAGUAGGAGGGAAUUGAAACUGGGAUCCAAACAUAGAAGAAAUCCUAAAAAGGAAACAAGGAAUGAGCUGUGCAGUGCAAAGAAAUUUACCGGACUUUUAUGAUGAUAUACAUAGACACAAAUCUGAGCAGUAUGUACUGUGUCAGCAAGUCUUCAAGAUACAGUGGCAGUAGCAAGAGUUGAAUAAAGUUCCCUGUGUUAAGUUUUUCACUUCCACCUCUCUCCAGGUCAAUGUAAAAGGUGGGUCAAGAUUAUAAAAACAUAUUUUUGUUAAUGUCUCUGUUACAAAUACACGUGGACAAAUGUACAAAUAAUCCCAUUUUGCUGACCGUUGUCAGCACGUCUUCCUCCUACAGCCUACCCUUCCACAGUCCCAAGCAUCAGGGUUCAGGGUCAAAUUCCUCAGUGCUUUGCACCACAUUGCCAAUGGCAGGAAUGUAGUUGGCUGUGUCAGCAAAUAUGAUUUAUGUUUAACUUAAAUAUAUUUCUCUAACAUAACACAGGGUAGAAUGAAUAAAAGUGAUAGUGCUAUUUUACAUACUAGAAUUUUGACCUCCUUUGUUUUACUUUUGCUGAAAAAUACUUUAUUAGAGGCUACAUGUAGACAUUUUAGUAGUUUGUUUCAAUUUUAAUUAUCUAUGCUGCCAAGUGCUGCCUCAACACUUAUGAAUCCUGUUUU
Messenger RNA from Xiphias gladius (swordfish), 2130 nucleotides. RefSeq names its product tuftelin 1b (gene tuft1b). The transcript has 13 exons. The record is from RefSeq and is a predicted model, not a curated record. Bases 16 to 1272 code for a protein of 418 amino acids. Lineage: Eukaryota; Metazoa; Chordata; Actinopteri; Istiophoriformes; Xiphiidae. Gene Ontology annotation, biological process: intracellular signal transduction. Gene Ontology annotation, cellular component: intracellular anatomical structure.